Molecule: messenger RNA, 986 nt
Organism: Micropterus salmoides (largemouth bass)
Lineage: Eukaryota; Metazoa; Chordata; Actinopteri; Centrarchiformes; Centrarchidae
Product: small integral membrane protein 11A-like
Exons: 4
Coding region: 165-416 (83 amino acids)
Source: RefSeq, a predicted model, not a curated record
CACAGAUUACGUCAUACGGAGACUGCAUUGCGAUUGGCUUGUCACUUAAAGCCCCGCCUCCUGGUGAGAAGCAUUAAUACAAUUUUGGCUGUCGCAAGAAGAAGAAUCUUCAAUACUACCGAAGCUAAAAUGAUCAACUGGAAGGCCAAACCAAUCAAUUGGAGAUGAGAAACAUGUUCUCCAGCAUCCCUGACUGUUCCAGAGCUUUCUUUUCCCUUCAUUCACUGGCUUUGGACAAUGUCCCCCUCCUCCUGUACAUCCUGGCCCUAAAGACACUGCUGCUGUGUCUGGCGUUCGCCGGGGUGAAGAUCUACCAGAGUAAUAAAAUAGAGAAGGCCCUGAAGAAGGAGCAGGCUGAGAAGAGGAGGCUAGCCCAGCAGACCCAGGAGCUUAUCGAAAGCAAGAAGGAAGACUGAGCAGAGGAAAGAAGCGGCUGUACACAGGGAAACAUGUUGCUGUCCUGAGCAACACACCACUUUCUCCACAUGAGCCAGGGGCUAAAUUACAGAAACUUCCUGUCUUAAGUUAGGAGGAGUCCAAGAGAGGAUCUGCAAGUUAGCAAGUUUCUGUAACACACUCUCAGACUGUCAGCAAUAGGGGGACUUUGCUGUGCUGUAGGGAAUGAUUUGUGUUUCCACAAACUGUUCACCAUGUCAGUGUUUAUAUAAGAUGAAAUUACGUCAUAAAACAUGCAGACUCCUAAAGUGAUCCUGAGAUGAGGGACUUUAUGUUGCGAUGACCUCAGUGGAAGAACCACAGGAGGCUCUGCAUCUACUUGUUAUUCGCCAAACACCCGCUCAUUUCUGGGCUCAUCUUCCCCCAAACAUCAGUUUGUACACUGUAAUAGCAGGAAGGUCAAAGCUUUUCAAGUGUGCUUAUUUAUAAGAAAACAGCAUGGUAUUUAUUCUGCUAUAUUCCUUAUACAUUGUGAACCAGCUUUGUGCCUAAUUUUUGUAAUUAUAUUAAAUUGUUUGUUCCACAUGCUG